GUGAUAUACUACAUCUUACUUGCGUUUCAUGCCUGUCAGAAAGCUGAGUGUCGUCUGCUUGGUCUGCCUACAGGAACACUCCAAUAUUUCGCAAAGAACACAGGCUAAGAAUGUCUUGCAAACCACUCAAAGGCAGGCUUGCGAUCCUCACAGGGGCAUCAGGAACUAUAGGGACGGCCAUCGCGGCGAACUUGGCUGCCAAGGGCUGCAACCUUGUUCUCAGCUACUUUGUUCCUGAAUCUGCACCUGCGACCGAGGACCUUUCUGAAGCUCUCCAGUCAAAGUACGGCAUCAAGGCUUUCGAUGUACGUGGAGACCUCGCCACGCCGACCGGCCCUGCAGACCUUGUGCGCGCAGUCAAGAAGCACUUCACCGAGCGGGAGCCGAACAAGCCUUUCCAAAUUGACAUUUUGCUUAACGUGGCCGGUAUCGCCCUGAAUAACAAGCUCCCGGAAAUCAAGGUCUCGGAGUUUGAUACCACUUUCCGAAUCAAUGUACUUGCCCCCUUGAUGCUCGUGCAGGCUGUUCAACCACACCUGCCAACAGACCGCUCAGGUCGAAUCAUCAGCGUCUCAUCCAUAUCAGCGCACUGUGGCUUCGUGGGCCAAGCAGUGUACGGCGGCACCAAGUCAGCUAUUGAGGGAAUGACGCGUGUUUGGGCUAGGGAGCUUGCCGAACAUGCCACGGUGAACUGUGUUACACCAGGUCCUGUGGAAGGGCCAUUGUAUGCGUCUAACACGGACGAGUUCAAGAGGGAGGCCAAAGGCUGGAUCGAGCACACACCAUUGAUGCGUGUGAGGAGUGGUAUUGACCCUGAAAACGUCAUCCAGGACGCAAAGACUACAGGAGGCCGUCCGGCUUACGCGAAUGAGGUCGCCGGCAUCAUAGCUAUGCUUUGCUUACCAGAUGCGGCAUGGUGUACGGGACAAGUUGUUUGUGCUAAUGGUGGAAUGCUAAUGUAAAGGGAUAGGUAAUACUAUAGAGAUAAUAAUAUAAGGUACCUAUUGUAUUAUAACUAUUGUUAUCGGUAUCGUGUUCUUUCCAAGCGCUGGGUUUUGAGUGCUUACCACCGUAUGAAGGCG
Molecule: messenger RNA, 1082 nt
Organism: Diaporthe batatas
Lineage: Eukaryota; Fungi; Ascomycota; Sordariomycetes; Diaporthales; Diaporthaceae
Exons: 2
Coding region: 111-962 (283 amino acids)
Molecular function (GO): oxidoreductase activity, acting on the CH-OH group of donors, NAD or NADP as acceptor
Source: RefSeq, a predicted model, not a curated record